This is a messenger RNA of Caenorhabditis angaria, 5975 nucleotides long. The record is from the annotation of a GenBank genome assembly. Lineage: Eukaryota; Metazoa; Nematoda; Chromadorea; Rhabditida; Rhabditidae.
AUGAAUACAAUCGCAGAUAAUGCGGAAAAGAUUCGCGAAAUAUCAGAAAUCUUCACAGUAAAAGGAGAAUUAUUUCUUGAAAUGAUUGAAAAAGAAGUUGAAAAUGGAGUUAUUACUGCAGCUGAAGCUAACUCAAGAAGUGCAAAAAUGCUCGAAAUUCAAAAAGAAAUGUUGAAAAUUGAGAUGUACGCAGAUGAAGCAGAGAAUCUUCGCCGAAUCAAAAAUAUUUAUGUGAAGAAAUUAGAAAUAGCACAGGAAAAAUAUAAAGCAUUGUUGAAAAAAGAGUUCAUUGAAAGCCGGAACGGAAAAGAAGAAUUGAGAGCGAAAAAAACAUUGGAAAUCGCCCAAAGACAUUUCAUGGAAAGAACUGAAUUUGAGGUUUGUCUAUUAUUCAAUUUUUUAAUUAUUUUUCUAAAUUCAGGCGAUUGAAAUUUCGCCAUUUUCGGAAGAAUAUUUGAUUGAAGAAGAUCAAACGAAAUAUCGUCGCCGGCGAUCACGAAGUAUUGGAGCAGUUGUCAAACGUGCAUUGGUAAGUUGAAUCUUUAUUUAAAUUCAUAAAUCACUUAUACGUCAUUUUAGAAAACUGUCAAGCGAAGACUUUCUGCGGGACGUGAAAAAACAAAUCAUCAUUGUGAAUGACAAAGUUUUUUAACUUUUUAUUUUAAACUGAUUGUGAAUAAUAUAAUCUGAACAGCAUAAAAAUUAUUGUUUAAAAGAUGGUUCAUAACACCAAAAUACUCUAAUUGAUUGAAAGAAUGGAAAUAUUUCAGAACUGCAGAAAAUGAAGAUGGAACGCAACAAUUUAAAAAUUGAAAUGUUGGAAAAAAAAUUAAAAAUACACAGGGAAAAAGUGUGCGGAGCCUAUUGCAGGUUUGGCCCCGCCCACAACACCCCGCCGCACAUCAUUUUUCUUUUCUUUUUUCUUGUUAGCUUCGCAAAACUCUCAUUUUUUUGCCGCAAGGCUUCUUUAAUACAAAACUUUUCAGGUAGUUUCACUGGUCAAACGAUGGCUUUGAUGAGUAAAAUGGCUCCAGCAGCAGCCAGUUGCUGUCGAACUGGAAUUUUGAAGCCAAUAACUACAAUGGCUCCAGCUGUUAGACAUUCGCAUGCUGCUCUUUUCAGAAAACGUCCAGGACAAUUGAUUGUUAACCGUAUUAAGGUGAGUUCCACUUGAAAAAUUCAAAUAUAAAAGCACCCAUUUUUCAGGACGUUUGUCAUUUUUAUUUCAUCGGAAUUGGAUUUUUGCCAGUUUUGUUCGCUUUGGCAUACAAUCACAUUGUCUAUGGAACUUGUGAACUCAAAGACUAUCCAACUGAAGUGAGAUUUGAAUGAAUAGUAAUAUAUUUAAAAAUUCGAAACAUUCAGGGUCCACCACCACAUCAUUGGCAAUUUGAACGUACUCCAGUUCGUCAAUGGUGGGCUAAAUGGUUUGGCGUUUCAGAUGUUGAACAUCAUGAAAGAAAUCUUGCUUAUUAUGAGAAGCAAGGAAUUCUUGCUCGUUGGAGGUUUGUUAUCCAAUUUUCAAAGAUCUAGAAAAAAUAAGUUUAUUUGCAGACAAAUCGAGCAACGUGUCAAACAUUUAGAAGGUGAAAGAUGGGAUUAUAAAGGUUGGAGUUAUCAACCAGUUUCAUCCGCUUGGGUUGAUUAUUCAAGAUGGCAUGUUCUUCGUUUGAGAGAUCAAUAUGAACAACAUGGACACUAUGCGCAGUAAAAUGAAUUGGUUCGUAUUUUACAACAUUUAUUUUAGAAUCUUAUUAAAGUGAUAUAAUUGCAUUUUUACGGGUUUGAAGAUAGUAAAGAGAAUGCUAAAACUAAAAAUGGAUAAUUUUAAACUAAUGAGAUAAUUUUGCAGCCUAUCAACUUUGUCACACAAUCGUGCCUCAAUCAAUUCAUUCAAUAUGCCUGUAAUAGUGUCGAUGUUAAGUAAUUAAAAGUAGUUGCGAUUGUUUUUUUUUCAAUUUUUCCGUUUGAUAGAUGUUCAAUUUGUCGGCGUAUUCUUUAUGUUUUCGUAUUUAGUGUAAAUAAUCGAAUAUUUUAUGACGAAUAAAAAUUGACCAUUUUUAUUUCAGUAUGCUUUGUAGAAACUGUUUUCCUUCACAUUCUUAUUUUGUUCAGUAUUAUUUCCAGGAAAAUGUUUUUCUCGAGGCACUAAAAUACACACGAAACGUUUAUUUCAAGAUGGUAAAAAAAGUUAUGUUUCACACCGCCCUUUUCAAUGUUUUUCUCGUCCAUGGCCGAAUUUUAUUGCAACGUGGCCGAAGUCGUGGCACUUGUUCGGCCAUGGGCACUUUUAUUUCUUUUUUUGUGUUUCCAAAACCAAACAAAACAAAUAAAUAUUCAAUGUUUUUGUUUUUGUUUCACAGCUUUUCAACAUUUUCCACUUCAUAGUACACUUUCCCUUCUAAAUUUACAUGUUUUCAGAUAAUCACGUGUAAUUAUUUAGAUGUUUAAUUGUACAGAAUGUAAGUUUUCAAACAAAAAUGAUUCAUCUUUAAAAUUAAUUAAUUGAUUCAUUUUUAGUUUGAAAUGUUGGAGAAUAUAGUCGCCUGGGUGCUCAACAAUUAUAUUGGAGAGUAUUUGGAAGAUUUGAAUACGGAUCAGUUAUCAGUUGCUCUUUUAUCAGGUCAAGUUGAGCUCGAAAAUGUUCCGCUGAAAAAAACAGCUUUGCGAAAAUUAGACCUUCCGCUCGAAGUUCGAUCGGGUCUUUUGGGAAAAUUGACACUUUCGGUUCCGAUAACACAUCUUAGAAGUGAACCAUGGACUUUGCAGGUUAGAUUUAUCAAUUAAACUUUGAAAACAUAACAAAACUGAAUAUAUUGCAGCUGAGCGAUGUUCUUAUAAUAGUUGGUCCAUUAUCAAGUGAGAAAAGAUAUGAUGUUGAAGCUGUUGAACAAGUUGAACAACAAAGAAAAGAACAAAUGUUAGAAGAAUUGGAAAAUAAACAUAAAACUGCUUUAUUUGAUAUGCUUGGAAUCCAAGUUCCAGAUUCACAAGAUUCUUGGUGGGGAGCUUCUUUGAUAUCAACAGUUUUGAAUAAUAUUCAACUUAUUCUCAAUAAUGUUCAUAUUCGAUAUGAGGAUAAUACAACAAUUACCGGACAAACAUUUAAUUGUGGAAUUCGUAUUCAAAAAAUGACAAUGCAAACAACAAAUUCGAAAUGGAAACCGGGAUUUGCGGAAACUCAAAGAGGUGUUAAUAUAUUCAAAAAAUUGGAUUUGAUUGGUUUCAGCAUUUAUUGGAAUUCAAAAGCAACAAUGACUGAAAAUAUAACAACUCCCAAACAAUUGAAGGUAUUUAUUUUUUUGUUGACGUUUUUAUUUAAAAAAAAAAAGGAUUUUCACGUUUCGAUAAGAGAUUUUCUAAAAUUAUUUCGGCAUUUCUGAAUUUUUGAGUCAGUCCAAAAAUGUGCAUACCAAAAAAAAAUUUAAUAUUAUUUUAGGAUAUUUUGGCGCCUGAAACUUCAUCAAACGCAUAUAUUAUUCAACCAUGCAGCGGUGAAAUGCGAAUGGAGAAAAAUUCGAGCAAAUUCCCUUUGAAGCAGAAAAUUCCGAGAUUCAAGGUAUUUACUUUUUAUGAAAAACGAAAAAAUAAUGUCAUAUUUUUCCAGUUUUUCCUGAAACCUGAAUUGAUUGUUUGUGAAUUAACCCGCCAUCAAAUGACUGAAUUGAAAGCAUUGAAUCGAGAAUGGGUUCGAUUUGAAAGAGCAAGACAACAUAGAAAAUGGAGACCACUUUGUUCAAUUGGAGAAGAGUGAGUUAUUCAGAAAAAUUAUUGAAUAAACAGAUAAUAAUUUAGUGCUAAAACAUGGUGGCAUUUUGCAUAUAAUCGAAUAAUGGAUGAUAGUCGAAGAACUAAUUCAAAUCGAACAUGGGAAUUUGCAGCAAAUCGAGCAAAGAUUCUAAAUCAAUAUUGCAGAGCAUAUUAUAGACGAUUAUUAGCAUUAUUAGCAAAUCCAACAGCUGUAAAAGAAACUGUAAUUGAUCCUGCGACAGCUGCAAAAACAUCUACAAAUUCGGAAACAAUUGGUCCAUCACUUGAUGAUAAAACAAUUAUGAAACAAAUCGAACAUGAUUCACAUUAUACUUUUCAUGAACUUCAAAUUUUUCGAGAAACCGUUUUUCGUCGAUUGGUUCGAGAAAAAGAAAAAGAACUGGGUAUUACUGUAACAAAUAUGGUGAAUUCACCAGAUGAUAAUUUUGAGAAUUUGGAACCUCCUCCAAAUGAAGAAGUUAUUACUGAAGAACCAACAGGCAAUACAAAUGUUGACCCGGCUGGAGGUGGAUUAUAUAGUUGGAUUACUGGAUUCUUUGUGCAACCUGCUGAAAAUGAAAAACAUGAUGAUAAAUUUGAUUUUGGAAAUGUUGAUGUUGGAGAAUUAAAAGAGAUUAAUGUGAAGGUAAAUUCAUAGAAAACAAAUUAAUUAAAAAAAACCAAUAUAUAUUUUUUUUUGUAGGAAAUGGAAGAUGAAAUAUUGGAUGUUUUACAUGAAACAUGGGAUGAUUCAACACUUCUUCGAAGAGAUGCAUUGUUAGCACAAAUAGCUCUUCGUUUAGAACAUCUGACACUUCGAUUUGUUGAUAGUUAUACAUUGAAUGGAAUUGAACAACAAAGAGUUCUAGCACUUGAAUUAUCUGGUGUAUCAACAAGAAUGGAAAUAAGUCCAAAACAACAUUCACUUUCUGUUGAUUUAACAGUAAAUGAUAUGAGUAUUCAAAGAUUGAGAAGUGGACAUCAAAGACCGAAAAGUAAAUUGGCUGAAAUUUCAGAAUCAUUACUUUAUUCAACGGCUGAAUCAACUAAAAUGUUAUUAACAAUUGGAAGAGAUGAUGAAGAUGCAAUAUCUACGAAAUUACCAAUGUUUAGUAUGCAUUAUAGUCGAAGAUCACCUCGAUUAAUUGUUCGACAUGUUAUUAAUUGUCGAUUAAGGCCUGUAAAUAUUGUAUAUGAAGAAGGUGCAUUAGAUGGUUUAUCAACAUUAUUUACUGAUGAUCCUGAAAUUUUCAAUGAGGUUAGUUUACAAUUAAAAUAAAAUGAAUUUUGAAAAUGUUUAUUAUUCAGAACAAGAUUAUGGAAUCAGAUGAAGAUUUUAUUGAUGUUCGAGAAGAAAUAUCGAUGAUUGAAUCACAUGUUUAUGUCAAUUUACAAGUUCCAGUUGUUCGUAUGGAAAUAAGAGGAAGAGGUUUUACGAAAAGAGAAAUGAGACCAACAACAAUUUGGGAGCCAGGAGAAUCUAUUGCUUGUUUCAAUGUUGAACGAUUACAAUUUAAUGUUGUAUCAAAAGAACAAUUUUUGACAAAUGUAAGUUUUUCCAAACAAAAAUCGAAAAAAAAACCAUAUCUCAAAACUUAUUUAGGAGGAUCUUGAAAAUUUAGAAUAUUUUUAUUUAAUGUACAAUUUAGAGUUUUUGAAAUAAAGCUUCAAAAAAAAUGUUUAAAUUUGAAAUAUAAUUUUCCAGCUGAAACUUGCAAUUGGACAUGUCGAAAUGCGGGAUACUAUUGAAAACACAACAUAUUCACUUUUAUCAACUUAUUCUCAAACUGGAAUGAAUGUUAGUUUUUUUUGUCAAUUUUUAAAAAAUAUUCUCAUAAUUGUUUUUUUUUCAGAAAACUCUUUCAAAUUCUUGCCCUGAUUUGCAAAAACGAACAACAGUUCCGAAUUCAACAAUUCGUAUUCCAACAAGACCAUCAAAAUCAGAUGAUAUAUUUAUAUCAGCUUCUGUUCCAUCAGAAUCAUUGAUUGAUCCAAUAAGACCUUUGAAUUUAUCAACAAUAACAUCAGUUGCUUCAAUCGAUACAACUUCAAUGACUGGACCAACAUCUCCAACUGGAUUUGGAACAACUUCAACUAUUUCAACAGUUUCGAAUAGUUCAAAAUCAGAAGUUAUUAUCAAAUUGACAUAUGUCGAUAAACAACAUUCACAAUUUGAAAGGAAAUAUAAAAAGGUUGGUUGGUUUUAUUUUGGGCAAAAAUCUUGA